AUGGACGAGGUGCUGGAGGCGUUCAGGGACGUGCGCGCGCGAACGCACGUGGACGGGACGCUGGGCGCGGGUGGACACGCGCGAGCGAUGAUCGAGGCGCACGAGGAGAUGGAACACUUCGUCGGGUUCGACGUCGACGCGUCGGCGCACGCGCUGGCGAGGCCGAGGCUGGAGCGGGCGAGGGCGGCGACGCGAGGCGACGAGGCGACGACGACGCUGCGGUUGAGUCUGGUGGAGGCGAAUUUUAGACGGAUGCGCGAGGCGCUCAGAGCGCUCGACGUCGACGGGGUGGACAGCGUCGUGUUAGAUCUCGGGGUGAGCUCGAUGCACCUCGAUCGCGCCGAGCGUGGGUUUUCGUUCAUGAACGAUGGACCGCUGGACAUGCGCAUGGGGGAGAGCGCGACGACGACGGCGGAGGAAAUCGUCAACGCGUGGCCGGAGGAAGAGAUCGGUAGGAUUUUGCGCGAAUACGGCGAGGAAAAACACUGGCGAUUGUUGGCGAGACGGAUAUGCGAGAGACGGGCGGAGAAGGAGAUUAGGACGACGCGCGAGCUCGUGGACGCCAUCGGCAACGUGCCGGGGAAGUGGGGGUCGAUUCAUCCCGCCACGCGCACGUUUCAAGGCAUACGAAUCGCGGUGAACGAUGAGUUGGGCGCCGUCGAAGACGUCAUUCCGGCCGCGAUCGAGGCGCUGCGACCGGGCGGACGUUUAGCCAUCAUAUCGUUUCACAGUUUGGAGGAUUCCAUCGUGAAGAGGCGGUUUCGCCACUUCGCGGGACGCGCGGAACCGCCGAGCGAGGAGGUGAAUCGAUACAUGCCUCAACCCGAGGCGCCGCCGAAAAUCGUGAAAUUGAUCACGCGUAAGCCCAAAGUGCCGACGAGCGCCGAGAUCGACGUCAACGUGCGAAGUCGGAGCGCGAAGCUGCGCGUGUGCGAAAAGUUGUAG
Molecule: messenger RNA, 945 nt
Organism: Ostreococcus lucimarinus CCE9901
Lineage: Eukaryota; Viridiplantae; Chlorophyta; Mamiellophyceae; Mamiellales; Bathycoccaceae
Exons: 1
Coding region: 1-945 (314 amino acids)
Biological process (GO): rRNA base methylation
Molecular function (GO): rRNA (cytosine-N4-)-methyltransferase activity
Source: RefSeq, a predicted model, not a curated record